UGACUCUAAAGAGUGACUAGUGGAAAGUUUUGCUAGAAAGUGAAUAUAUGACGCGCACACACCGCAAAACUUGUAUAUAUUACCGCUAACAAAAGAAGACAACAGUGAGCAAUUGAGCAGAGCGUGCUUCUCCUUCAUCCAUUCUCUUUCUUUUACUAUGGCUGAAAAUAGUGGAAAAGGGAUCGGAAGAAACUCAGGAACCUCUCGUGUUGCGCUUAAUGAAAGAAUUCUCUCCUCCAUGUCUCGAAGAUCUAUUGCUGCUCACCCGUGGCAUGACCUAGAGAUUGGACCAGGUGCACCCUCAAUUUUCAACUGUGUGGUUGAAAUAGGCAAAGGCAGCAAAGUCAAGUAUGAGCUUGACAAAGCAAGUGGCCUUAUAAAGGUUGACCGAAUACUGUACUCAUCAGUUGUUUAUCCACACAACUAUGGUUUCAUCCCAAGGACCCUUUGUGAAGACAGUGAUCCAAUGGAUGUCCUAGUACUGAUGCAGGAACCUGUGUUACCAAGUACCUUUCUUCGUGCUCGUGCAAUUGGAUUGAUGCCUAUGAUUGAUCAGGGUGAGAAAGAUGACAAAAUAAUAGCUGUGUGCGCAGAUGAUCCCGAGUUUCGCCACUAUACAGACAUCAAGGAGCUUCCUCCUCAUCGUCUUGCUGAAAUCCGUCGUUUUUUUGAAGACUAUAAAAAGAAUGAGAACAAGUCAGUUGCCGUUGAGGACUUUCUUCCUGCUGAGGCAGCUGUUGAUGCCAUCAAGUAUUCCAUGGACCUGUAUGCUUCUUACAUAGUGGAAAGUUUGAGGCAGUGACCUUGUUGAGGACAUGCUGUUGUCACUACUGAAAAUCUAAGUAGAAAAGCCUGUUGACAUGUUGACGAUGGCUUUCCGAACUUCAUGUGCUUACUUUAGUUUAGUGUGGUAUUAUCGAAUAUUUGAAAUAUAUGUAGAACUUCUAAUUUUCAUGAAUUCAGAAAAGAUAUGGAAAAGAAGCAUCAAGAGAAAACCACUGGUGAUGUGCAGUGGUGGUGCUGUAGUAAGAAUGCUUGCCCUACAUCUGAAAAAGCUUACAAUAUAUUGGACAUGUUAGCUAUUUUGUUUUGA
This is a messenger RNA of Solanum dulcamara, 1093 nucleotides long. Its product is annotated as soluble inorganic pyrophosphatase 4-like. Gene Ontology annotation, molecular function: magnesium ion binding; inorganic diphosphate phosphatase activity. NCBI's taxonomy places the organism in Eukaryota, Viridiplantae, Streptophyta, Magnoliopsida, Solanales, Solanaceae. The record is from RefSeq and is a predicted model, not a curated record. Gene Ontology annotation, biological process: phosphate-containing compound metabolic process. Gene Ontology annotation, cellular component: cytoplasm. The coding region runs from base 158 to 802 and encodes 214 amino acids. The transcript has 9 exons.